Messenger RNA from Lineus longissimus, 1401 nucleotides. RefSeq names its product mitochondrial potassium channel-like. Lineage: Eukaryota; Metazoa; Nemertea; Pilidiophora; Heteronemertea; Lineidae. The transcript has 2 exons. The record is from RefSeq and is a predicted model, not a curated record. The coding region runs from base 2 to 1009 and encodes 335 amino acids.
UAUGUCAGCCUUCAUGAAAAACCGAAUUUGGCAAAUUUUUCGACAAAAAAGUUCUCAUUACACAUUAAUCAGAACGAUAAAAUCCACAAACUUUCGUCAGAAUGAAUCUCGUAUCGUUACUCCUGCUGUUGAGAAAUUGAACGGCGUCUUCCAAUGGUAUGAGGACAUGAUAGGGCUCUCCGAAGUGCGCGAAGCCCAAAACCAGGUCAUAGUGGCUGAGAAAGCAUUUCUGGAAGCUCAAGACAGGAGAACAGAACAGCGUGAUAUCCUCAAUGAAUUGCAGUUCAAGUUGCGUGACAUAUCGGCAGAGCUCGAUAAAGUAAAUCGCGGAGACCCAAAGUUUCUUAAAAUGAUUACUGAUCAGCAUGCAAUGUACAGACAAGAAAAUGCUGUAUCUGAAAAACAUGCAAUUUGUGAGAAGGAGGAGAGGGCCCACUUCAUGGAACUUUCAAACGCAGUACGGGAAAGCCAUGAAAAGGAACGUGCCAGGGCUGAACGUACCAAAUAUUGGUCAGUGAUUGGAUCAGUUGUUGGUGCAUUGAUUGGGAUGUCUGGUGCUAUGGUAAAUAACUACCUGCGGAACAGGGAGAUAAAGAAACUAGGACAAUCUGUACAAGAUAAGCAUGAAGAAAUCGAAUCCAUCCUAGUUGACUUCCGCUCCUCUAUUGGAGCAAUUGGGACAGGAAAGGAUGAGAUAUCUGUGACUAGCGGAGAAAAAGCUUUGGACAGUAAAAGAGCUAAAGAGCUCAUUGAGGCAAUCAAGGCGCAGGAUCAAAAUAUUGAGGUCAGACUUGGUGACAUAAGACAGUUGAUUCUAUCUGGCAGUCAGAACGUUGGUGAUGGUAAAAUAGUUUAUGUUGGACCAGAACUGGAAGGUAUGCUGAGUAACACUGAAAAGAAUUUGGAGUAUAAGAUAAAGAUCAAUUCUUUAGCAACUGUAGCCUUCGUAUAUGGAGCAUUUGCUGUAGCGCUGCCAAUAUUAUAUGCUAUAUUUAGAGGUGGAAACUGAUGAUCAAUACUGCUACAAGGCUUAUGGAUCUACUGUGCUUUAAAGUUGUUUCACUUCAUUGUCCAUUGGCACACUUGCAGUGACUCCAACCCUGAACUUGUCUGCUUGUAGUUGUUACCUUAUCUGAACUGAACUGAACUGAACUCUGCCAUACUGUAGGGGUGAAAUUUUCUGUAUACAAUAUCAAGUAUAGAUAUCUAAUCUGUACUUGACAGUAUGUCGUGACCAUUGCACAAAUAGGGGUGGUAAGCCACGAAAGUGCAUCAAAACUGACAUGACUGUGUAUUGUCAGAGAUUGCUCAAUACUAGGCCUGGUGACUUGCUGCCUCAUUUGGUGUGAUGGAUCACAUAUUGUUGUUGAUUAUGUUAAUUUGUAUAUGAAAUAUACUCCA